This is a messenger RNA of Racocetra fulgida, 208 nucleotides long. The record is from the annotation of a GenBank genome assembly. NCBI's taxonomy places the organism in Eukaryota, Fungi, Glomeromycota, Glomeromycetes, Diversisporales, Gigasporaceae.
UUCUUCUGCUCCACCUACUGUCGGUUCUCUUGCUCUACCUAUCAUCAAUUCUUCUGUUUUACCUACUGUUGAUUCUUCUGCUCUACCUAUCAUUAAACCUUCACCUUCUAAAUUUUCAUCUUCAACUAUUAAACCUUUAUAUUUUAUUAUUGCAUCAUCCUCUGAUUCUAUUACAAAAUCUGAUUUAGUAAGUGAUACUAAAUAUUGA